This is a messenger RNA of Stereum hirsutum FP-91666 SS1, 2016 nucleotides long. RefSeq names its product carotenoid oxygenase. The record is from RefSeq and is a predicted model, not a curated record. Bases 1 to 2016 code for a protein of 671 amino acids. Gene Ontology annotation, molecular function: carotenoid dioxygenase activity. Gene Ontology annotation, biological process: carotene catabolic process. The transcript has 4 exons. NCBI's taxonomy places the organism in Eukaryota, Fungi, Basidiomycota, Agaricomycetes, Russulales, Stereaceae.
AUGAAGGACGACAGCAAGAAAUCACAUCCCUAUCUCACAGGCAACUAUUCCCCUGUUCGCAAAGAAUGGCCGCUCACUUCCUGUCAAUAUAUGGGCACCAUACCGCCAGAGCUUUACGGUGGACAGUACGUCCGCAACGGUGCCAACCCAUUUCACGUCGACAAAGACUCCUGGGACUUGAAUCCCCGAGACUACCACUGGUUCGACGGAGACGGCAUGCUCACUGGCGUUUAUUUCCAACGACUACCCUCCACCUCCGAAGCCUCGAAUGCACAAACUAUAUCCCCGCAUUUUGUCAACGCUUACGUCCUCACAGAUCUAUAUCUUCAUGCUCGUACCUCUCCAUACUUGAGGAGACCCCUUCUGCCCUCCAUAUCCUCCUUCCUCAACCCGCUGGCGGGAACACUCGGCGUCAUACUCUCAGUUCUUCGUGCUGUCUUCAUCGUCGUCCUCUCUCAUAUCUCUGCCUUCCUCUCGAGACAACAGUCCUAUUCAGUGACGAAGAUCAGUGUCGCAAAUACAUCCAUUGUUUACCACGACGGUCGUGCACUUGCCACUUGCGAGAGUGGGCCUCCUAUGCGUGUACUCUUGCCCAGCUUGACUACAGUAGGUUGGUUUGAUGGCACGCAUGGCGAUGGUGACGACGUACGUGUCAACGAGGACCCCAGCUUUGGAGCAAAGCCUGGCCUUCUUGGGUGGAUGGAUCAGUGGACAACGGGUCAUCCUAGGGUGGACCCGUGCACCCAUGAAAUGAUUCUUUACCAUUCGACCGUCCUCCCUCCCUAUAUCUCCUAUACUAUAAUACCCCCCUCGUCGCCAUCUACCAUACCUUUUCAACCUGCUCACCCUCGCCUCCGCAACGCACCAAUCCCAGGAGUGCACUCACCCAAACUAUCCCAUGAUUUCGCAUGCACUCGGACACAUACCAUCAUCCUCGAUCUGCCCCUCUAUCUCGACCCACUCAACCUCCUCUCCUCGUUCUUGCCCUCGAGGAAAAAGAACCAAGUUAUGCAUUACCAAGACGACGAAUUCGCCCGAUUUGGCGUCUUUCCUCGAUAUGAACCUCACAAAGUGAGGUGGUUUGAAGACGUUGAGGGCGGCGCGUGCUGUAUCUUCCAUACAGUGUGUGCAUGGGAUGAGAUGGAUCCGAGAGGCGAACGAGUUGUCGCCGUGAAUCUCCUCGCUUGUAGACUCGACUCGGCCGCACUGGUGUACUCGGCAGGAAACCUCGCUACUCCCCGAACUCCUCGAGAUGAUUCGACCUCGGGUCUCGCGGUCGAUGACAAAGAAGGCAAAUGCGAGCUUUACUAUUACCGGUUCGACCUUUCAGAUCCCGAUGCCAAUAACAUCACACACGCUUUCCCUCUUUCCACCAUCCCCUUCGAAUUCCCUGUUGUCCCUCCGAGCGCUGGCAUGGGCAGCGCCACGACAUCCUCACGACGGUUUAGGAGCCCUCGGUUCGUGUAUGGGUGUAGCAUGCAACAUGGUACGUUUGGCGCUGCGUUGGGUGGGUCGAACGCCAGGAUCGACGCCAUUGCAAAGGUCGAUGUGCAUGAUUUGAUUGAACGAGGGGCACAUCGACACUAUGAUGCGUCAAAGAGCCGACCUGCGAUCGACCAGCGCACCGUACAGGAGAUACUGGGAACGGCAGACACCAGUGUCGAUAAGGGUGCCAUCACAAUCUUCACCUUCCCGCCAGGGCAUUGUGGGUCCGAGCCUUCCUUCUGCCCUCGUGCGAAUGCAAUAUCGGAAGACGACGGAUACCUCAUCUUCUAUGUGUUCGACGAAAGGCAGCUGGAACGAGGCCUAUCUCUGGACGAGGCGAGGAGCGAGUUAUGGGUCGUGGAUGCGAGGAAUAUGAAGGACGUGAUCUGUAGGGUGGAGUUACCGCAGCGAGUACCCUAUGGGUUGCAUGCUCAUUUCUUCACGGAGGAUGAGAUUCUGGGUCAGCGUGGAGUCCAUUCGUUGCGGUCACUUCCGGCCGGCGUUGAAAAGAAUGACACUGCGGGAUUAUAG